This is a messenger RNA of Blepharisma stoltei, 477 nucleotides long. The record is from the annotation of a GenBank genome assembly. NCBI's taxonomy places the organism in Eukaryota, Ciliophora, Heterotrichea, Heterotrichida, Blepharismidae.
AUGGAAAACGUUCUCCAGCCAAGAGAAAUAGAAGGAAUAGUGAUAAGGAGAUUGGAGUCUGGAGACUUUCAGAAAGGAAUUAUUGAGCUUUUGUCAACAUUGACCAAGGUUGGAAAUUUGACUGAAGAAAUAUUUUGUAGGACUUUAAGCUUCAUGAAUAGCAGGCCUAAUGAAUAUUAUGUAAUUGUAUUUGAAGAUUUAGCUACACAAAAAUUAGUAGCUCAUGGAACAUUACUAGUAGAGCAAAAAUUACUAUAUGAAGGAGGCAAAUGCGGACAUAUUGAAGAUGUUGUAGUAGCCAAAAAUUGCCAGGGCAGGGGAAUUGGAAAGCAAUUAGUCACAUUUUUAGUGAACUUAAGUAGAGAGCUUGGCUGCUACAAAGUGAUCCUAGAUUGCAAAGAUGAGAUCAAAGGGUUUUAUGAAAUUUGCGGACUAGAGCAAAGAUUUGUGUGCAUGGCAAAAUACCAUAUGAAAUAA